AUGUGUGGGAUCUGCUGUGUGGUGAGUUUGACCUCGUCUCAGUGUGCGCUUCACGAUCAUGUCUACGAAAGGCUGCGUCAUCGGGGACCCGAUCGCAGCCAGGACGUCACGAAAAGGUCCUCGGAUCCAGACUACAGUUGCCUUUUCUCCGCUCACGUCCUCCACAUGAGAGGAAGUCUGACUCCACAGCCUCUGCAAGACGACGACGGGAACCUCCUCCUCUGGAACGGGGAGGUGUUCGGCGGUCUGACGGUGGAACCUGAGGAAAACGAUACCAAAGUUAUUCUCGAUCAGUUGUCAUCAUGCAGAAGUCCGUCGGACGUGUCGUCCGUCCUGAGUCGGGUGAAGGGUCCGUGGGCGAUUAUCUAUUACCAGAAAGAGGAACAUUGCAUCUGGUUUGGGAGGGAUUUCUUUGGGAGAAGAAGCUUGCUUUGGAGCUGGGGGUCGGACGAGAGUUCCUUCACGCUGACGUCUGUGUCUCGUCGCUCGCCCGAUCUCGGUUCCUCAAACUGUUUAGAAGUACCAGCGGUUGGUGUUUACAGACUGGACUUGAAGAGCUGGUCACAGCGGGGAAGUCUGAAAGUUGAGGUUUAUUCAUGGGGUCAUCUUGAUUCUCACUUCACCUGGGAAGGUCUUCCCAGUUCCGUCUCCUUCGUCAUGAACGAUUCUGGACUGGUCCUGUCGUCCCCGGUUCCGCCGAUGAACAUGAACGUGAUGGACGCGGAACCAAACUCUUGUAAUUCCGGUCGAACAUCACUGGAUGACCUUAGGGAGCUUCUAAAAAGCACCGGGAAGCGAGAAAUGGCUCGCCGUCUUGUAGACGUCCUCGGCGAGGCUGUACGCAGGAGGGUGCAGCACCUUCCCCACACGUCGAACCCCGAUCAAGCGCAGGUCGCCAUACUUUUUUCCGGAGGAAUCGAUUCCAUGAUCCUGGCUGUUCUUGCCGAUCGCUACGUACCUCCGGACCGACCCAUCGACCUCCUCAACGUGGCUUUUAAACUCCAGGAAUUGAAGACGAAGCAGGGGUCAGGGAAGAAAGGAUGCCACGGUCAAAAAGAGCACGCGAUUCAACCGAAGUUCGACGUUCCGGACAGAAUAACCGGUCGGGACGGUUUACGGGAACUCACAGCGCUCAGUCCUUCGCGGAAAUGGAACUUUGUCGAGAUCAACGUUACUCAAGAGGAGCUUCGGGAAAUGCGAGGGAAGACCAUCUGCCACCUGGUGCAUCCUUUAGACACCGUUCUGGACGACAGUAUCGGAUGCGCCGUGUGGUUUGCAGCCAGAGGAACCGGAUUCGUAUCGGAGGGAACGCGAGAGAGGCGGCACAGCUCGACGGCAAAGGUCGUUCUGACGGGCAUCGGGGCAGACGAGCAGCUAGCCGGUUACUCCAGACACCGAGUGCGGUUUAAAACCUCAGGUCUACAGGGACUGGUCAAGGAGCUGGAUAUGGAGCUGGGCAGAAUAUCCUCCAGGAAUCUCGGACGAGACGAUCGGAUCAUCGCGGAUCACGGUAAAGAGGCCCGAUUUCCGUACUUGGACGAGGACGUGGUGAGCUUCCUGAACACGCUGCCGGUUUGGGAGAAAGCAGAUCUGUCUCGGCCCCGGGGACUCGGAGAAAAGCUCCUCCUGAGGCUGGCGGCCGUAGAGCUCGGACUCGGACCUUCUGCCGUACUGCCCAAGAGAGCCAUGCAGUUCGGUUCUCGGAUAGCCAAGCUGGAGAACAGCCACGAAAAGGCGUCGGAAAAAUGCACGAGACUGAUCGCAAAUUAGAGCGUGAGUCCUGUGCGCAACUGAAGAAUCUGUGUUUGAAUACUAUAUUAAAUAAAGCUCUGGAUUUUGAAGCUGUUCUCUGAAGUAUCUGUCGCAAUCUGUAUAAGAGGCGAGGUUUCCGACAUCGAACCGUCCGGAUAUCUCAUGGACAUACACCGGCCUCCUGAAACAAAACGAAACAGGAAAACAUACAAGACACGACGUGACGUUAUACAAAACAUAUACGCCGUUUUAAGUCGGAUAAAAUGAUUCAGAAUUGACGUGAAUCACCUUGAGAGAAGCCAUGACAGGAAGUUCCCCGGUGCAUCUCUCU
Ictalurus furcatus (blue catfish) is the source of this 2083-nucleotide messenger RNA. It is a transcript of the gene asnsd1, whose product is annotated as asparagine synthetase domain containing 1. Lineage: Eukaryota; Metazoa; Chordata; Actinopteri; Siluriformes; Ictaluridae. Gene Ontology annotation, molecular function: asparagine synthase (glutamine-hydrolyzing) activity. The record is from RefSeq and is a predicted model, not a curated record. Bases 1 to 1770 code for a protein of 589 amino acids. The transcript is spliced from 3 exons.